Molecule: messenger RNA, 3300 nt
Organism: Pochonia chlamydosporia 170
Lineage: Eukaryota; Fungi; Ascomycota; Sordariomycetes; Hypocreales; Clavicipitaceae
Product: DNA mismatch repair protein Msh3
Exons: 2
Coding region: 1-3300 (1099 amino acids)
Biological process (GO): mismatch repair; mitotic recombination
Cellular component (GO): nucleus
Molecular function (GO): ATP binding; mismatched DNA binding; ATP-dependent DNA damage sensor activity
Source: RefSeq, a predicted model, not a curated record
AUGGCUCCAAAACCAAAGUCUGCUGAAAAGAAACAGCAGUCAUUGACUUCAUUUUUCACCCCCAAAACCGUCAAUGGACUCGCCGCAUCCUUCAAGCAGCAGAGCGAAGCUCGUGCAGCAGCUGCCGCCGUGAACGAUGACGCAGAGUCCCCAUCUCGAAAACGACCUCUAGAAGAGGACACCGACAACGGAAACGAAGGUCUAGAGCGGUCAUCCAAGAAGUCCAAGGGUAUUGAAAAUGAUGUGAAUUCGGAAAAGAGCACAUUCUUCGCCAAGGGCAAACCGACGAAUGCACUGGAUGCUGCGGCUGCACCUCGAGCCGGGCGCUACGUGUACGACGGAUCACCUGCCAUACCUGCGGAUCGGUCGACUCAGGGCGAUGGCGAUGGCGAAACGAGGAAGAGGAAUGAAGACCUUCAUAGGCGAUUCGUUAAGAAGCUUGGCCAUCCUGAUUCUAUGUCCUGGCGAUCAAGGACAGCUCAUGAUGAAGGGGCUGCGGUAGACGAGGAUGGCGACGGCGAAGAUGCUUACGAGGACGAAUCGCCUACGCCGGCAAAGGCGAAGAAGAAGGGUGCAAAGAGUGGCAAGCUUACGCCAAUGGAGAUUCAAUUCUUAGACAUCAAGAGGAAGCACCUAGACACCAUCCUCAUUGUGGAAGUCGGAUAUAAGUUCCGAUUCUUUGGAGAAGAUGCCAGAAUAGCAGCCAAGGAGCUUGGAAUCGUUUGUAUCCCUGGCAAAAUGCGAUAUGAUGAGCACCCUUCGGAAGCCCACCUCGAUCGUUUUGCAUCGGCGAGUGUGCCCGUGCACAGACUCUCCGUUCAUGCAAAACGUCUUGUAGCCGCAGGACACAAGGUCGGCGUCGUUCGUCAAAUAGAAACAGCCGCCCUGAAGAAAGUAGGCGACAAUCGCAACACACCCUUCAUCCGCAAAUUGACCAAUGUCUACACCAAAGGAACGUACAUUGAUGAAGUCGGGGAACUGGAUCAGCAAGCUGAAGGUGCUCCGGCAGGUGGUUACCUUCUUUGCAUAACAGAGACCAGAUCCAAAGGAAGCGGGACAGACGAAAAGGUAGAUGUAGGCAUUCUGGCUGUGCAGCCUGCGACAGGUGACAUCAUCUACGACAAUUUUGAAGACGGUUUCAUGAGAAGUGAAAUCGAAACUCGGCUGUUACAUAUAUCACCUUGCGAAUUCCUCAUUGUAGGUGAUCUCACAAAGGGCACAGACAAGCUUGUCCAGCACCUAUCAGGGAGCAGCACCAAUGUCUUUGGUGACCGAAGCAGAGUAGAAAGGGUGCCGAGGAGCCAAACAAUGGCAGCAGAAUCCUAUUCACACGUCACGCAAUUCUACGCCGACAAGCUCAAGGAUGCAUCGCAAAAUGAGACGGCAAGUGCUUUACUCGACAAGGUUCUCAAGCUUCCGGAGCCGGUGACCAUAUGCCUUUCAGCCAUGAUCAAUCAUCUCAAGGAGUACGGACUGGAACACAUUUUCGAACUCACAAAAUACUUCCAAAGCUUCACUACCCGCUCUCACAUGCUCCUCAACGGCACCACCCUCGAGAGCCUCGAAGUCUACCGCAACUCCACCGACCACGCAGAACGAGGCAGUCUCUUCUGGUCUCUCGACAAGACACUCACCCGGUUUGGUCAGCGUCUUCUCCGGAAAUGGGUCGGCCGUCCUCUCCUGGACCAGGACCGUCUCGAGGAGAGACUCGCCGCCGUCCAAGAACUCCUCGACAAACAAUCCACAGCGCCCAUCGACGACCUCGAGAAGCUCCUCGCCACAACAAAAACAGACCUCGAACGCAGCCUCAUUCGCAUAUACUACGGCAAAUGCACGCGGCCCGAACUUCUGUCCGUUCUGCAGACUCUACAAAGAAUUGCCACGCACUACUCGUCCCUCAAAUCACCCUCCGAUAACCCAUUUACAUCUCCCCUCCUCACAGCAUCCAUCAACGCCCUUCCCCAGAUCCUCACCACCGUCAUAUCCUAUCUCGAGAGAAUCAACCUCGACGCAGCGCGCAAAGACGACAAGUACGCCUUUUUCAGGGAAGAAUACCAAACUGAAGAUAUCCAAGACCACCAAAUGGGAAUCGCCCACGUAGAGCACGAACUAGACCAACACCUCAAAGUCGCUGCUGAAAAACUGAAAAAGAAAAAAGUCGACUACGUAACCGUUGCAGGAAUCGAAUUCCUCAUCGAAGUCGCCAACAACGAAAUCAAAAACGUCCCUGCAUCAUGGAGCAAAAUCUCAGGAACCAAAAAGGUAUCCCGCUUCCACACCCCCGAGGUAAUGCGCAUGAUUAGCGAACGAGAUCAACAUCGCGAAGCUCUCGCCGGCGCUUGCGACAAGGCCUUCAAGGACUUACUCGCAGAAAUAUCCUCCGACUACCAACCCCUCCGUGAUGCCGUCUCCUCUUUAGCAUCACUGGAUUGUCUUCUGUCCUUGUCAAAGGUCGCCUCGCAACCAGGCUACAACAAACCAACCUUCUUGCCGUCCUCGUCCGAGCCAACAAUUGCCAUCACGCAGGGCCGUCACCCCAUUGCCGAACAUACUAUCGAAACGGGCUACAUCCCAUUCAGCACCACCCUCGCCCACCCAUCACCCCUAGCACACCUCAUUACUGGCCCCAACAUGGGCGGCAAAUCAUCCUACGUUCGCGCCCUCGCCCUCAUCGUGCUCCUCGCACAGAUAGGAUCCUUUGUCCCCGCAGACGCCAUCUCCCUCACACUCUGUGACGCUAUCCACACCCGUACCGGCGCGAGGGAUAACCUCUUUGCAGGAGAGUCCACCUUCAUGGUGGAGGUAUCCGAAACGGCGAGGAUAUUGCGCUCCGCCACACCACGCAGCCUGGUUAUUCUAGAUGAACUCGGUCGCGGGACUAGCACGCAUGACGGCGCUGCCAUUGCCCAAGCCGUGUUGGAGCAUGUGGCGACGGAGACGCGGUGCCUCACGCUAUUCAUCACGCAUUAUCAGAAUCUUGCUAGAGUGGUGGAUGGUCUCCCUGGCGUAACGAAUCUACAUAUGAAGUUCAGAGCCGGCAAAGGCCCCGAUGGCGAUGAAGAGAUUACAUUCCUCUACGAAGUGGGUGAAGGCGUUGCUCAUCGAUCGUACGGACUGAAUGUAGCACGCCUCGCCCGAAUUCCCAGAAAGGUCAUUGAUGUGGCAGCCCAAAAGUCCGGCGAGAUGGAAUUGGAUAUGCGGAUGCGGCGGCUUAAAGGAGCAUGUCGGAUGCUUGGAGAUGUAGUCGGUGGCGGCCCAGGGCAGCUGGAGCAUCUCAUUGCCAGCAUUGAGCAGCUGUAG